AUGGGGAUCCACCUGGUGGCGUUCGUGGCGGCGAGGGGCUUCCUGCAGGUGUUCCAGGUGUCGGCGCCGCUGCUGUGGCCGCUCAACCUCUGGCUGCCGCUGGCGCGCCACCUGCCCGAGGCCUGCGCCGCCUUCUACGACGCCCUCGUCUCGCACGCCGCCCGCCUGCGCGCCACCGUCCGCCGCCACCGACGCGACGGCGGCAGCCGGUCCGUCCUCGACGAGUACCUCCGCAACGCCACGAUGCUAACCCUCUCGGACUGA
This is a messenger RNA of Miscanthus lutarioriparius, 264 nucleotides long. The record is from the annotation of a GenBank genome assembly. NCBI's taxonomy places the organism in Eukaryota, Viridiplantae, Streptophyta, Magnoliopsida, Poales, Poaceae.